AUGGCAGACCGCCCAGAAGCAGUAGCGCACGAUCCUCACGCCAAGCGAGAAGCAAUCACAGGCGCAGAUACCGGCCCAGAACAGCCGUACCCGAUCUAUCUGCAAGGCAGCGUACAAAAAGGCUUUGGACGAGGUAGCAAGGAGCUAGGAUGUCCUACGGCAAAUCUGCCGGAUGAUGCGAUCGUGCAAGUGGCAGAGCUACAGACCGGCGUACACUAUGGCUGGGCUCAAGUGACAUUGUCGGGCUCAGAGACGUCCUCCCUCCGCUCAGAAACCGUCUUGCCCAUGGUCAUGAGUGUAGGCUGGAACCCAUUUUACAAGAAUCAGAAGCGCACAGCUGAGGUGCAUAUCUUGCACGACUUUGAACGUGACUUUUAUGGCUCCCAUCUCAAAGUCAUCGUACUCGCUUUCAUUCGGCCAGAAUAUGAUUAUGCAGGAUUAGAGGCUCUCAUCAAGGAUAUCAACACUGACAAGCAAGUCACGCUCGCCAGUCUUGACCGCCCGGCCUAUCAGGCAUAUCGACAUGAUCAUUUCUUCGACCUCGAGCUGUCGGCCAGAUCGCACAAACAAGCUUAUCGGUGGUACCAUCGCGUUGGUCUCAACUUCUUCAGCGGUCCGACAGCCAAAAACAACACUAGCGUAUCAUGCGGCUCUCGCGCAGCUGUUCGGCAAGCUCCCGAUCUCGCAAUUAUCGCCGCGUGGGCUCACCAGGGUCGUCUUUGCGGCAUACUCCGACGGGUAUCCGAGAGCUCUGGCCCGUCCAAGGGUGGCUUUUCGCGCAGACCGAGGGAGAACUAUCGCGCUCCUCAAUCAUACACCUCGCCGUUUCGCCGCGUAGAGAGUGGCGCCAAUGUUUGUUUUGCAGCGCGAGCUCACAACAAAUCUGCGUAUCGGGAAGUACAAGUAGGAGCUCGGCCUGUUCGCUCUUCUUCAACCCAGACUAUCGGCCGACUUCGAGCGUACGACUUAGAUUCGUCACUGCACUUGCUAGACUCACCACAUACGUCCACACGACACCACUAUCACUUUCAGAUCAUGUUCAAGGCAACUUUCUUCGGCCUCGCCGCCCUCGCCCUCGCUGGCUCUGCACUCGCAUCCGCUUCUCCAGUUGCCGGUAAGCAUAGCUCUGAAGAUACACUGGCAUCGCUGCUCAAUUCGUUGAGCGUGCAGAGCUCUCUGCCUUUGAGGAAUCUGCCGGUCUCGAAAAGCGUGCCCGUCACCACCAUCACCACCACCGUCGUCCCCACCACCACAGAAAGCCUCAUCACACAGGAGGUUGCCACCGUGACUCCCAGUGCUCAACCAACGCACCCAAUGCCUAUGCCAAAUGCCACAAGCGCAAGUGUAUCGCACUAUGCGAUCACGGCUAUGCCUCUGUCAACCACCAAUGUGUCCUCAAAUCGCAGAACUGCACCAAGCACUCCUGCAAGUAUAUCGAAGGCGGUAUGUCGACUUGCUCGAAGAACGCCUCUGGCGCACCUACUUGCUCAUACACUUGUGAUAACCCAUCGGCUGUUCGUCUCGGUACAAGCUACGGCUACAAGUGCCAGGUCAGCAGCACACAGCCAGGCAAAUGCUCCACGACCACUUGCCAGAAGUGCUACAUGGGCGUCCCGUGCACAUACUCUUGCAAGGCCGGCCAAUGCUCAGCAACUUGCCCGAGCGGCCAGCCAGCCACUUACAAGAACGGUGUGCCGUACUGCUCUUGAGCAGCGCCUUACCUAUUUCACUUCGUUUCUGGUCAGCUUGGCGAUAGAACAACGCCUCGAAAAUCGAUACGAUCUCGCCCCUUUUUUGUUUACGCUUCACGACGAGAGAGAAACUCCCGCGCUGGUCGAGUCACAUGUUCAUCUGCUUGACGAUUUCGCAAAGGGCGCUAGAGGUCUCUUUUCGAGCCUUUGUAAAGGGCCUGUUGGUCGGGGAUGUAUUCUGUUUUCAUUUUGUUUAACCUACUCUCUCUCUCUCUGGUAUCGGGUCACAGCUGUUUUCCGCAUUCUCAAUGGAUGGCGUCGAGAACCAAGUGUGCAAUUCGGGAUACACUGA
Mixia osmundae IAM 14324 is the source of this 2043-nucleotide messenger RNA. RefSeq lists its product as uncharacterized. NCBI's taxonomy places the organism in Eukaryota, Fungi, Basidiomycota, Mixiomycetes, Mixiales, Mixiaceae. Gene Ontology annotation, molecular function: riboflavin kinase activity. The transcript has 10 exons. Gene Ontology annotation, cellular component: mitochondrion. The record is from RefSeq and is a predicted model, not a curated record. Gene Ontology annotation, biological process: FMN biosynthetic process; riboflavin biosynthetic process. The coding region runs from base 1 to 2043 and encodes 680 amino acids.